CGCGUGCAUGUGGCUCCGGGCUCGCCACUGGCAGGCGCACGGGGGCACCUGCGAGUCUGCUGCUGCUGACGAGCUGGACAGCUUGGCGGGCUGCGCUCGCUGACGGGGCCUCCCGGGCUCGGGGCGGCGGCAGCGGGGCCGCGAGGUGAGAGGCUCCAGGCCUGCGCUGGUCCUCAGGUGCGCAUGGGGAUGGGUGCGGCCUGCCUGGCUGGUGGCAUUUCCCUGCAGCCUGCUGCACCUUAAUCCAAGGCGGUGGCCCUAGGAUGCACCUGUCUGCGGUGCUCAACGCCCUCCUGGUGUCGGUGCUGGCGGCUGUCCUGUGGAAGCAUGUGCGGCUGCGUGAGCACGCGGCCAGCCUGGAGGAGGAGCUGGCCCUCAGCCACCAGGCUCCAGAGCCUGGCGUGGCCCCACGCAUUGACUAUCCCAGGGCCCUGCAGAUCCUGAUGGAGGGCGGCACACAUAUGGUGUGCACAGGCCGGACGCACACGGACCGUGUCUGCCGCUUCAAGUGGCUUUGCUACUCCAGCGAGGCCGAGGAGUUCAUCUUCUUCCACGGCAAUGCCUCGGUCAUGCUGCCCAACCUGGGCGCACGGCGCUUCCAGCCAGCGCUACUUGACCUGUCCACCGUGGAGGACCACAACGCGCAGUACUUCAACUUUGUGGAGCUGCCUGCCGCUGCCCUGCGCUCCAUGCCUAAGCCCGUGUUCGUCCCCGACGUGGCGCUCAUCGCCAACCGCUUCAACCCGGACAACCUCAUGCACGUCUUCCACGACGACCUGCUGCCCAUAUUCUACACUCUGCGCCAGUUCCCGGGGCUGGCCCACGAAGCCCGGCUCUUCUUCAUGGAGGGCUGGGGCGAGGGCGCGCACUUUGACCUCUACCGGCUGCUCAGCCCCAAGCCGCCCCUCCUGCGGGCCCAGCUCAAGGCCCUGGGCCGCCUGCUCUGCUUUUCCCAUGCCUUCGUGGGCCUCUCCAAGGUCACCACUUGGUACCAGUACGGCUUCGUGCAGCCCCAAGGCCCCAAGGCCAACAUCCUCGUGUCUGGCCAUGAGAUCCGGCAGUUCGCGCGCUUCCUGACGGAAAGGCUGAAUGGGAGCCACUCGGGGCCCUUGCCAGCUGAGGACUAUAUCGUGGUCUUCAGCCGCACCCACAACAGGCUCAUCCUGAACGAGGCCGAGCUGCUGCUGGCGCUGGCACAGGAAUUCCAGAUGAAGACAGUGACAGUGUCACUGGAGGAGCAUACCUUCGCAGACGUGGUGCGGCUGGUCAGCAGCGCCUCCAUGCUGGUCAGCAUGCACGGGGCACAGCUGGUCACUGCGCUGUUCCUGCCACGGGGCGCGGCCGUGGUGGAGCUCUUCCCCUAUGCCGUCAACCCUGACCACUACACGCCCUACAAGACGCUGGCCACGCUGCCCGGCAUGGACCUGCAGUAUGUUGCCUGGCAGAACCUGCUGCCCGAGAACACGGUCACGCACCCCGAGCGGCCCUGGGACCAGGGUGGCAUUGAGCACUUGGACCGCGCCGAGCAGGCCCGCAUCCGGCAGAGCCGCGAGGUCCCACGGCACCUCUGCUGCCGGAACCCUGAGUGGCUCUUCCGCAUCUACCAGGACACCAGGGUGGACAUUCCGUCCCUCCUUCAGGCCAUCCGGCGCGUGGUAAAGGGCCGCCCGGGGCCACGCAGGCAGAAAUGGGGGGUCGGCCUGUUCCCUGGCAAGGUGCGGGAGGCGCGAUGCCAGGCAGCCGUGCAGGGCGCCUCUGAGGCCCGGCUCACAGUGUCCUGGCAGAUGCCCUGGAAUCUCAAGUUCCUGAAGGUGCGGGAGGUGAGGUAUGAGGUGUGGCUGCAGGAGCAGGGUGAGAGCACCUACGUGCCGCACACCCUGGCGCUGCAGAACCACACCUUCACUGAGAACAUCAAGCCCUCUACCACCUACCUAGUGUGGGUCCGCUGCAUCUUCAACAAGACGCAGCCUGGGCCCUUCGCAGAUGUGCUGGUCUGCACCACGUAGCGGCAUCGGGCCGGCUCUGUGGUCCUACAGUGGUGACUGCGGACGAUGCCUUUAUUCAUUGAGCAGACGGCAGCCUGUCUUUCCCCCUGCCCCUGGGGGUGGACGCCCACCCUUUCUCUGUCCUGGUCAUCCACACUGAGGCCCCUUACAAAGAGGAGGUGAGGACCCAGGAACUACACUGGCUAAGUGACCUUGUUUCCUUCCGAGUCCCUGGGGUUGGUGCCAGGCCCCUGGGGACCUGCCAUCAUGUGGUCAGCAGGUUCACUGGUGCACCAGUGUGUCCAGAAGGGUCAUUAAAUGAUUAUGAAUGUC
Molecule: messenger RNA, 2318 nt
Organism: Cavia porcellus (domestic guinea pig)
Lineage: Eukaryota; Metazoa; Chordata; Mammalia; Rodentia; Caviidae
Gene: Pomgnt2
Product: protein O-linked mannose N-acetylglucosaminyltransferase 2 (beta 1,4-)
Exons: 2
Coding region: 264-2006 (580 amino acids)
Biological process (GO): protein O-linked glycosylation via mannose
Cellular component (GO): endoplasmic reticulum
Molecular function (GO): protein binding; protein O-acetylglucosaminyltransferase activity
Source: RefSeq, a predicted model, not a curated record